Messenger RNA from Cyclopterus lumpus (lumpfish), 1299 nucleotides. RefSeq names its product aldo-keto reductase family 1 member D1-like. Bases 140 to 1120 code for a protein of 326 amino acids. NCBI's taxonomy places the organism in Eukaryota, Metazoa, Chordata, Actinopteri, Perciformes, Cyclopteridae. The transcript is spliced from 9 exons. The record is from RefSeq and is a predicted model, not a curated record. Gene Ontology annotation, molecular function: aldose reductase (NADPH) activity; Delta4-3-oxosteroid 5beta-reductase activity. Gene Ontology annotation, biological process: bile acid biosynthetic process. Gene Ontology annotation, cellular component: cytosol.
GUGAUCAAAGAGCAGCAAGACAGGCCUCAAUAACUCUGUCAAUAUUUGCCAUUUGGCAUAUAUAUUCUGAGCCUUUGAAUAAAGAUACAUAUAGAAGCACUGGGAAGGUUUGUCCUUGACGACUCACACUUUGAAGAGCAUGGACUUGACAGCUGAGAGUCACUCCAUUCCUCUGAGUGAUGGAAACAGCAUACCUUUAAUGGGACUGGGAACUUAUGGAGAUCCCCGCACGACCCCGAAAGGAACUGCAUACGAAUCAGUCAAAUUGGCAAUUGAAACAGGGUACAGACACCUUGAUGGGGCUUUGGUCUAUUUUAAUGAACAUGAGGUGGGACAAGCUAUCAGGGACACAAUUGCAGAUGGAACUGUGAAGAGAGAGGACAUCUUCUACUGUGGGAAGUUGUGGAACACGUUCCAUUCACCGGAUCUGGUUCGGCCUGCUUUGGAGAAAACAUUGAAGACGUUACAGUUGGAUUAUGUUGACCUCUACAUUGUAGAAAUGCCCACAGCCUUCAAGCCAGGAGAUACAUUUUACCCCAAAGAUGAGAACGGGAAGUACAUGUAUCACGAGACAGAUCUCUGUGCAACAUGGGAGGCUUUGGAGGCUUGCAAAGAUGCUGGACUGAUAAAGUCUCUUGGAGUAUCCAACUUCAACAAGAGACAACUUGAGUUGAUCCUAAACAAACCUGGGCUAAAACACAAGCCUGUGUCAAACCAGGUUGAAUGCCAUCCCUACUUCACUCAGCCAAAGUUGCUUGAGUACUGCCAGCAGAAAAAUAUUGUCAUUGUGGGAUACAGCCCUCUGGGGACAUCUAGAGAUGCAUCGUGGGUAAACCUAAAAUGUCCCCCAUUGUUGGAAGAUGAGUUACUGGCAUCAAUUGCUAAAAAGUAUAACAAGAACACAGCCCAGGUGGCGUUGAGGUUCAAUGUGCAGCGAGGAGUGGUGGUCAUUCCAAAGAGCUUCAACCCUGCUCGCAUUAAGGAGAACUUUCAGAUAUUCAACUUCUCUCUUUCUGAUGCCGAGAUGAAGACAAUUGAGGGAUUGAACAAGAACAUUCGUUUUGUGGAGCUUCUCAUGUGGUCUGAUCACCCAGAGUAUCCAUUUCACGAUGACUACUAGCUCCAGAUGUCAAGACUUUAAUUACAUGUGUUCAAAUAAGCAGGCUUUCCCAUGUAGUGCCUUUUCCUUCAAAAUCAUUUUGGUAGUACUUUUAUCGUGCAUUUCAUGAACUAUUUGAUGUAGACUUUACUUUAAUGAUGAAAGUGAUUGAAUUAAAGACCAUAGUGUGUUCUAUUUUC